GGCGCUGUGUGCGGGCGGGGCUGGCGCUGCUCUCACCCUGGUAACAGCGGCCGCUGCGGAGCCGCCCCCGGCCCGGCACCAUGCAGGGGGAGGACGCCAGAUACCUCAAGAGGAAGGUGAAAGGAGGUAACAUAGAUGUUCACCCUUCCGAAAAGGCCCUUAUUGUUCAUUAUGAAGUGGAAGCAACCAUUCUCGGAGAAAUGGGGGACCCCAUGUUGGGGGAGCGAAAGGAGUGUCAAAAAAUUAUUCGGCUGAAGAGUCUUAAUGCAAACACAGACGUUGCUUCCCUGGCUCGAAAGGUGGUGGAGGAAUGCAAGCUCAUUCACCCCUCCAAGCUAGCGGAAGUGGAGCAGCUGCUGUACUAUCUGCAGAACCGCAGAGAUUCCUCUUCCGGGAAAGAAAAGAAAGAGAAAUCUAGUAAACCGAAAGAUCCACCACCUUUUGAAGGAAUGGAGAUUGAUGAAGUAGCCAAUAUCAAUGACAUGGAUGAGUACAUUGAGUUACUAUAUGAGGAUAUUCCUGAUAAGGUGCGUGGCUCUGCCCUUAUCUUACAACUCGCCAGGAACCCUGAUAAUUUGGAAGAAUUGCUGCUCAAUGAAACUGCCCUGGGUGCAUUAGCCAGAGUGCUGAGAGAAGACUGGAAACAAAGUGUGGAACUUGCUACUAAUAUUAUUUAUAUUUUUUUUUGCUUUUCAAGUUUUUCUCAGUUUCAUGGACUAAUCACACACUACAAAAUUGGAGCUCUGUGUAUGAACAUCAUAGAUCAUGAGCUGAAGAGACAUGAGCUCUGGCAGGAGGAACUCACCAAGAAGAAGAAAGCUGUUGAUGAAGAUCCUGAGAAUCAAACCCUGAAAAAGGAUUAUGAGAAAACCUAUAAAAAGUACCAGGGGCUGGUUGUCAAGCAGGAACAGCUGCUGCGAGUUGCUCUUUAUCUGCUGCUGAACCUCGCUGAGGACACACGCACAGAGCUGAAGAUGAGGAACAAGAACAUUGUCCACAUGCUAGUGAAAGCACUGGAUCGAGAGAACUUUGAGCUGCUUAUUCUGGUGGUGUCUUUCCUGAAGAAACUUAGCAUUUUUAUGGAGAACAAAAAUGACAUGGUUGAAAUGGAUAUUGUGGAAAAACUGGUGAAAAUGGUACCAUGUGAGCAUGAAGACCUGCUGAAUAUCACCCUUCGACUUCUACUGAACCUCUCCUUUGACACGGGCCUGAGAAACAAGAUGGUCCAAGUUGGGCUGCUUCCCAAACUUACUGCACUUCUAGCAAAUGAAAGCUACAGACAGGUAGCAAUGUGUGUUCUGUAUCACAUAAGCAUGGACGACCGCUUUAAAUCGAUGUUUGCGUACACAGACUGUAUACCACAGUUAAUGAAGAUGCUCUUUGAGUGCCCUGAUGAACGCAUUGACCUGGAGCUCAUUUCCUUCUGCAUUAACCUUGCCGCUAACAAGAGAAAUGUGCAGCUUAUCUGUGAAGGAAACGGAUUGAAGCUGUUAAUGAAGAGAGCUCUGAAGUUCAAGGAUCCAUUGUUGAUGAAGAUGAUCAGGAACAUUUCACAACAUGAUGAGCCAACUAAAAACCUGUUUAUUGAUUAUGUUGGUGAUUUAGCAGCCCAAAUCUCUAAUGACGAAGAGGAAGAAUUUGUGAUAGAAUGCUUGGGAACACUGGCUAAUCUGACCUUAUCUGACCUAGACUGGGAGCUUGUGCUGAAAGAGUACAAACUGGUUCCAUACCUCAAGGAUAAACUAAAACCAGGUUCUGCAGAAGAUGACCUUGUCUUGGAAGUGGUGAUCAUGAUUGGAACUGUAUCUAUGGAUGACUCCUGUGCUGCUAUGCUGGCCAAAUCUGGAAUUAUUCCAGCACUCAUUGAACUUCUAAAUGCUCAGCAGGAAGAUGAUGAGUUUGUCUGCCAGAUCAUCUAUGUCUUUUACCAGAUGGUCUUCCACCAAGCCACCAGAGACGUCAUCAUCAAGGAGACCCAGGCUCCAGCAUAUCUUAUAGACCUGAUGCAUGACAAAAAUGCUGAGAUCCGCAAAGUCUGUGACAACACACUGGAUAUUAUAGCGGAAUAUGAUGAGGAGUGGGCUAAGAAGAUCCAGAGUGAGAAAUUCCGAUGGCACAACUCUCAGUGGUUGGAGAUGGUAGAAUCUCGACAGAUGGAUGAGAGUGAGCAGUACCUGUAUGGGGAUGACUGCAUUGAGCCCUACAUCCAUGAAGGGGAUAUUUUAGAAAGACCUGACCUUUAUUACAAUUCAGAUGGUGUGAUAGCCCCUGAUGGAGCAGUGAGUCCAGAUUUCUUCAGUGAUUAUCAUCUCCAAAAUGGAGACUUAGUUGGGCAACAUCCCUUCUCCAGCAGCUUGACUGGGGGAGGGAUUCUCGCCAUAGAAAUGUCAGCAAGCCCAGCACACACAAGGGUCGACAAUUAAAUGACUUCCAAAGUUUGGUUUUGCUAAGACUGUUUUGCAAAAUCUCUUAUGUAGUGGUGACUACUUUACUAUAUAUUUUUUAAAAGUGAAAGCACUUGUGAUAGAUUGUUGUGAUUUAUUUUAAAAUGUAUAUGUCUAUUAAAGCCCACGUGUGAUAGAGAAACUGAAGAAAAGAGAAGCCAGGUGCAACCCCUGGAGUCUUAGGGUAUGUCUAUACCACAAUCGGGGGGCACGACUGCAUGCAGGACAUGUAGGCAUACCUGACUUGCUUUAAUAUGGCUAGCUUGGGUACCCAUUGCAAUGAAGCUGUAGUACCCUGGACAAGCCCGCCUGGAAUCCUGGGUAAUUGGGCAGCUAGCCUGCACAGAAGCAUAUGCUACUGCUGCUGCUUCACUGCUGUGACACCCAAGCUAGCUGGAUUAAAGCUAGGUUGGAUGUGCUAUGCUACACAAGUUGAAAUCACAUCUCUGAUUGGAGGGUUGGUGUACUCAUGGAGUGUGGUUCACAGCCAUUCUCAACUUUAACAUGGAGGUAUGGCCCAUGGAGAUGACAGGGUGCAAUUAUCCAUCUUGAACAUCCGGGAUCUAGAUGGAAUAUCAGAGGGAGACAAUUCCUAAUGGCUGCAUGUUUCUAUUAAAGAUGAGGAUGGCUGCCAUCUGCUUUGUUUUUGGGAAACUAGGAAUAGCCCCAUCAAUAUCCUAUCACUUUGCCAAUGAAGCCCUUGGUUGGGGAAAGUUUGAGCAUCCUUGAGCUACAUUAGAUUGCUGAACCUUGAAUUUCAACCUUCUGUCAAAAAUGUACUUUUUUAAGGCUUUGAAUCUGAUUUCCUUCCAGCUAAAAGGAAUGGCAAAAUACAUCAAACAUAUUUUAAAAAUAAAAAGUAUUUGUAGAAUGUCCUUGUUCAUAACCACAACGCUUUAAAGUCUGGGGACCCAUUUAAAUGAAAAGAAUAAAUACAAACUGCAAAACUUGGUAACAGCCCUUUGUGCAGGGCGCAGGCAAAUACGUUCUGAUUUUCCAAUUAGAAUUCUGUUUCUGGGAGUGUUUUUCAAUAUGAUUGUCCCUGGAAUUAUCCACCUUAUAGGGAGACAACCUAAUUGGAAACAGCAUGUACUGUUACAAAUGUUCUGUCCCAUUUACAGUACAGAGGAUCAGAAUUGUUUUCUGGAAUAGACACAGGCAGUUGGACAGAAAAUCCCAGUUUUCAGACGUGUCAUUAUCGUUUUGAACUUCUUGGCACCAGGAGCUAGGAUUUCCUGAUGCUUAGAGGUAAUGUAAAAUGCAUUAGUGCUCUGAGGCAUGAGCAACAGAAUUGCCAGUCCCAUGAGUCUGGAGUUUUCAGCCUCCCCAAAUUUUAACUGGUGCUGGAAGGUAAAGCCAUAUUUGCUAUAGAGCCUAAUUAAAAAUGAUAGCAGCUAGUCAGGGUUCUUUUCAUGUAUUAUAUAGUGUACAUUUCAUCCAUACAAUAACAUACUUCUGUAGUAUUUUUAUGCUUGCAUUUUAAAAUUAACAAGAACCUUAUGUUAAGAAAAAAAAAGGACACCAGUUCCAGCUUUUAAUAAACCAGG
Molecule: messenger RNA, 3991 nt
Organism: Gopherus evgoodei (Goodes thornscrub tortoise)
Lineage: Eukaryota; Metazoa; Chordata; Testudines; Testudinidae
Gene: KIFAP3
Product: kinesin associated protein 3
Exons: 20
Coding region: 81-2423 (780 amino acids)
Biological process (GO): cilium organization; microtubule-based movement
Cellular component (GO): kinesin II complex; ciliary transition zone; axoneme
Molecular function (GO): kinesin binding
Source: RefSeq, a predicted model, not a curated record